AUGGCGGGUAUGUUAGAAGAGCACAGAAAUAUCAUCACAAGUCACCGUGCGGACCUUGUUAAGGACUUGGAACCUUCAAAGGUAUUAAAUUACCUGUUCGAAUGUCUUGAUGAAGAUGACAGGGAGUAUGUCAAAGCUCAGGGUACGAGAGGAGACCGUGCAGAAGAAUUAAUCGAUAUGAUUCCAAGAAGAGGACCUACAGCUUUCCAGUGUUUUGUUGCUGCUUUGUACAAGAGACAGCGUCAUCUGGCCAUCCCUCUGAUACAAGAGUCAGGCAUUGAUAUUUCGUCUUUUGAGAAAGGUAAGGACAUUUUACUUUGAGUCUUAUUCCCCAUUCCAGAAACUAUAAGGGGAAGGUUGUGACAAAUGUAACAUCGACCCAGGUGUUAUGUUGUGUCCAAUGGUUUUAGUGAAAACAAGGGUUUGUAGGGUUGCUCAGUCUCAUGGGCUCAAAAACUCCCUUUGGUCCACCUUAUUUUGUAUUUGCCUAAAUGGAAUGGGUACAAGCUUUCAUCACAACGAUUUCUGGGAUCGUGUUGGUACACAAGUAUGACUUAUGACUGGUUAAUGGUUCCCUUGAAUACUAUCAACCCAUCAUAACUAACGCCAAUCCCAAAAGUCAUUGUGCCCAAUGCUUGUACCCAUUCCCCUUGUAGUUUCUAGAGUGCAUUAUGGAAUCCCGCCUAUUCAAACAUGUCGAUAGUAAAUGGAAAUUUUUCUGUCAAUCAAAUGUCCCCUAUUAUUUGAAAGUACGUGAAAGUGGAAAUUGGUGAAACAUUUUUUAGUGUUUUGGAGACAACAGAGCAACAAAAGAUACCAGAAAGAUCAAGUUAUACACGACAGUCUAA
Molecule: messenger RNA, 848 nt
Organism: Porites evermanni
Lineage: Eukaryota; Metazoa; Cnidaria; Anthozoa; Scleractinia; Poritidae
Source: the annotation of a GenBank genome assembly